Molecule: messenger RNA, 899 nt
Organism: Cuscuta epithymum
Lineage: Eukaryota; Viridiplantae; Streptophyta; Magnoliopsida; Solanales; Convolvulaceae
Source: the annotation of a GenBank genome assembly
UAUAUAUAUAGAAAGCCUAGAAGAGUAUCAGAUUCAGAGAACUCUCAUUUUCUCCCACCUGAGCUGCCAAAAGUCCUCUGCCCAUCUCCCUGCGUUUCAGAGAGAGAUAGUCAUCAGUUAUGGAGAGAGACAUUGACGAUCUUCCGAAGAACGCCGCCAACUACACGGCGCUGACGCCACUCUGGUUCCUGGACCGGGCGGCGGCGGUGCACCCUCACCGGAAAUCGCUGGUCCACGGCUCCGUUCAGUACACGUGGCUCCACACUUACCAGCGCUGCCGCCGUCUGGCCUCCGCUCUCGCCAAACGCUCCGUCACCUUUGGAACCACGGUAGCAGUGAUAGCACCAAAUGUCCCUGCCUUAUAUGAAGCCCAUUUUGGAAUCCCAAUGACUGGGGCCGUUGUGAAUGCUGUCAAUAUCCGUUUAAAUGCCGAAACAGUUGCCUUUUUGUUAGGGCAUUCAUUGGCAUCCGUUAUAAUGGUGGACCAAGAUUAUUAUAACCUAGCAGAGGAGGCUCUAAGUAUUUUAUCAAACAACACUAAAGGGAAUUUCCCACCUCCACUAAUGAUUGUUAUUUCCGAUAUCAACUGUGAUUCAAAGCCUGUUCAAUAUGCUCUGGGGAAAGGAGCUAUAGAGUAUGAAAAGUUCCUGGAAACCGGUGACCCUGACUAUGAGUGGAAACCACCUCAGGAUGAAUGGCAUAGUAUUGCUUUAGGGUACACUUCUGGAACAACUGCUAGUCCUAAAGGAGUCGUGCUUCACCAUAGAGGAGCUUAUCUUAUGGCCCUUAGUAACGCUGUUGUGUGGAACAUGAACGAGGGAGCUGUAUACCUUUGGACUUUGCCCAUGUUCCACUGCAACGGUUGGUGUUUCCCUUGGACCCUUGCUGCUAUCUGUGGG